ACGCCGCCGUGUCGCGCCCAUAUAUACGCGCGCAUCGCCUCCUCCUCUUCCCCUUGCAACCGAGGCGCUCGCGUUUCUCGCUCGCGCGCACACACGCAGCCAGGCAGCCAGCUCGAACCGGCCAGCGGCGUGUGCUCUCGAGCAUGGGGAGGUCGCCGUGCUGCGAGAAGGCGCACACCAACAAGGGGGCGUGGACCAAGGAGGAGGACCAGCGGCUGAUCGCGUACAUCAAGGCGCACGGCGAGGGGUGCUGGCGGUCGCUGCCCAAGGCGGCCGGGCUGCUCCGGUGCGGCAAGAGCUGCCGGCUCCGGUGGAUGAACUACCUCCGCCCCGACCUCAAGCGCGGCAACUUCACCGACGAGGACGACGAGCUCAUCAUCAAGCUGCAUGCCUUGCUCGGCAACAAGUGGUCGUUGAUAGCGGGGCAGCUGCCUGGCCGGACGGACAACGAGAUCAAGAACUACUGGAACACGCACAUCAAGCGCAAGCUCCUCAGCCGCGGCAUCGACCCGCAGACGCACCGACCGGUCAGCGCCGGGAGCAGCGCCGCCGAGGCGAGCGGCCUGACCACGACGGCCAGCACCGCCGGCUUCCCGUCCCUGGCGCCGGCGCCGGCGUCCAGGCUCUACAACCCGGUUCACACGGCGCCGUCGAGCAAUGUGAGCUUCGCCAGGGCCGCGACGUCCCCGCCGUCGGAGGACGGCCACAGCAGCAGCGGCGGCAGCACGGACGCGCCGCGGUGCCCCGACCUGAACAUCGACCUCGACCUCGACCUGUCCAUGGGCCUGCCGUGCUCGCCGCCCAAGACGCCGGCCGCCGCGUCGUCCACGUCCACGUCGCAUCACCACCACCAGCAGAAGCAGCCCAUCUGCCUCUGCUACCACCUCGGCGUCCGCGACGGCGAGGUCUGCAGCUGCAAGACGGCCUCGCCGGCCGGUCCACGCGCGCUCCAGUAUCUCAGGCCACUGGAGGAGGGCCAGUACAUAUAGCACAGUAGGCACUAGGCACCUAAGAGAAAAAAAAAACUGUAAAAAGCACCCAAAAAAUAGAGAUGGGCAAUAUAGUUUCUGAGUUCUAAUGGAGAUGACCGAUGUUGAUUAAA
Molecule: messenger RNA, 1102 nt
Organism: Oryza brachyantha (malo sina)
Lineage: Eukaryota; Viridiplantae; Streptophyta; Magnoliopsida; Poales; Poaceae
Product: myb-related protein 308-like
Exons: 2
Coding region: 144-989 (281 amino acids)
Source: RefSeq, a predicted model, not a curated record